Molecule: messenger RNA, 1573 nt
Organism: Xyrauchen texanus (razorback sucker)
Lineage: Eukaryota; Metazoa; Chordata; Actinopteri; Cypriniformes; Catostomidae
Gene: samd14
Product: sterile alpha motif domain containing 14
Exons: 9
Coding region: 218-1324 (368 amino acids)
Biological process (GO): actin filament organization; calcium-mediated signaling; neuron projection development
Cellular component (GO): cytoplasm; actin cytoskeleton; dendrite
Molecular function (GO): actin filament binding
Source: RefSeq, a predicted model, not a curated record
UCUGUUGCUGACGACUCUGUGUGUGUGUGUGUGUGUGUGUGUGUGUGUGUGUGUGUGUGCAGGCAGAGCAGCUCUGUGACGUUGUAAAUUUGUGCUCAUCCAGGAACAGGAGUCCUUCAGCAGCAGCAGCAGCAGCAGUAGCAGCAUCCUGUAAGCAGGACAGAGGAGCAGUAUGUCAGUGAGCUCCGUGUAGGAAACGCAACUAUAGAGAUUGAAGAUGUCCUCCACUCCACUGGCCGAGGCAGAGGAGGAUGUGUUUGAUCUGACAGAGGCGGUUCCUGAGACCGAACGACUUGACAGCAGCCUGCAGAAAGCCAAAGCACAAUUGUCUAUCAAAACCAGGAGGCACCGCCCCUCUCGAACCCGCCUGAGAGACAGUUUGAGCUCCAUAGAUGGAGAUGAAAACAUCGAUCGAACGAGUUUUGGAGGUUCAAUGCAGACCUCCUGUUCUCCUCUCCACCCCUCCUUUCACUGCUCCUCUCCCUCCUCCGACCUCCUCCUCUACUCACCUUCCUCACAGAGAGAUCGAACCUUCACCUAUGACCCCUGCACUGAGGCUGGAGAUAGGGAGGUACACGAUGAGAGGCGGAGCUACAGGCACCUUGUGAACACCUCUUCUCAGGAGGCUCUGCCCCUCCCCCCAUCUAAAUCUCCCUCCAGACCCUGCAGCGUCCAUUCAGAGACAUCUUCCCCAGCGCACCAGACGCGUGAGGGGAGUCAGCCUCUCCUACACUAUGGAGAAUACUCACUGAGUGAAGAUGACAGUCACGACACGGGUCCCGAUGAACCGGACAGUCCAACAGUGCUGCUGGAUAAGAAAACCAGGAGACGAUUUCUUGAUCUGGGGGUCACUUUACGUCGCACAUAUGGGAAGGUCAGGAAAGACAGAUCAAACAGACUAUCAGCAGGAAAUCGGGAUUCGGAGAGAACAGAGAGCAGGUCCUCACGUUCUUCUGGUCCACCGUUUGUGCCUUUCUCCUGGUUCAGUGAAAAACUCAGAGGCUCUGGCUCCCCCAAGAACACACCAUCUCCAACCAAACCUUUCACACAGGGCUCCAGCACUGAUGAGGACUUUGAUUCUUCAGUGGGUUUACUGGAGGACUGCAAGACUGAGUCAUCACAACCAUAUCAGACCCUCCCUGAGCACUCUGAUGGGAAUGACUGUGACAGCAGUCGCAGCACAGAUUUCAGUUUUAAAAAGAAGAUGCUUUCUGCAGCUGGUAAAGACAGAGAUAAGACAGACAGGCAGAAUGGUGUCCAUGGGAAACGGGAUAGUGGGAAAAAUGGACACCGUGAAGAUGGACAAAAAUUACUGACCACUUGAUGGCAUUUCUGAGAGACUGAAUACAAUACUCUGCUGCAGGUGCCAUUAUUACUGUUCAGCAUUUAGUUAGCUUUCACAAUGUAUUACUGAUGGACAUGUUAAUAAAGAUUACUUGCAAUUACACAUUUAUUGAAUAUGUUGUAGUUAUUGUACGUUCAUGAAAGCUGCCCAGUAUUACUCAGAAUAUGAAAGUUAUGAACAAACCAUCAGAAAAAUACUGUACACAUCCAAAAAAAAGAAAAAAAAAAA